UGGGCACAGGUGGGUGGCACUGGUGGGCACAGGUGGGUGGGCACAGGUGGGUGGCACUGCUGGGCACGGGUAGGUGGCACUUCUGGGCACAGGUGGGUGCACUGCUGGGCACAGGUGGGCGGAGCUAGUGGGCGCACUGCUGGGCACAGGUGGCGGAACUUGUGGGUGGCACUGCUGGGCACCGAUCAUCAGGGCACUGAUCAUCAGUGCCCUGAUGAUCGGUGCCGAUCCUCGCUCUGACAACUGCCGGUUCUCGGCAGUACUUUCCUCACGAUCUGACAGCGU
This is a messenger RNA of Staurois parvus, 285 nucleotides long. The record is from the annotation of a GenBank genome assembly. NCBI's taxonomy places the organism in Eukaryota, Metazoa, Chordata, Amphibia, Anura, Ranidae.